AUCGCUUGAAGGCUUUGGUGACGCAUUUUGAAGAUUAAGAACCGGUGGUGGAGAGGUGACAAUCAAUUCAAUGCCACUAUUUCUUUCUUGCUAUCAAGUAUCAACCUUUAAGCACUUUAUGGACUCUCUGUCUUUUCAUUCUUUCUGCCGGAAAAUAUUACCAAUAUGGGUGUCGGUUUUAGGCCAAGUCUCAAGUGCGGUUUCCCAGUUCACUCUCAGUUUGUCUCCAAUUCCCCAUCCAGGCUCCCUUCUUCUUCUGUUAAAGGCAGGGAGGGUUCUUUCAACCUGACGAGGUUAUCUUUUCUGUCUGUUAUUUCUGAAGAGGGUGACAUUUUGUAUAGAGAUCCUCUCAAGGCAUUUGCAUGUUCACCUGGACUGCAAAUCUUAGAGAAUGAACAUACCCAAGUGGAAGGAUCUAAGAUGAUUUUUGGCAAGGGAUCUCAUAACACAAUUGACAUUUUGGUUCCACCUUCAACUUCAAGCUCAAAAGACAGGCAUUCAAGGUUUAGUUUGUUAUUGGAGAAUCUUAACAUCUUAGAGGAGUCAUUUGCUGAUUCUGAUGUGUUGAAGUUGGAAAGAGAUAUUCUAAUGCAUUUAGGAAGGCUUGGAGCUCUAAAAUUAUUCAAUACAUGCCUAAGGAGGACCUUUUCUGAUGUUCCUACUGAAACUGUUGGAGAGUGUGAAAUCAAUGGCAUAUCAAAUAAUCAUGUAAAUGAAGUUAUUGUCCGUUCUGCAAAAAAGGAAGAAAGAAAAUCUAGAAGAAAAAGAGCUUCUUCGAAAACUAAUCUAGUUGCUUCUUUGUCAUUGCCUUCAAAAUCCAUUCAAAGUGGUCCUGGAAAGCCUACUUAUUCUUCUGCCAAAAAAGCUUCAAAUUCACAGAGUAGAAGAUUGGUGAUUGCUAGAAAUGAAGCAGAAAUGUCCAGGGGAGUUAAGAUGGUUGCAGAGUUGGAGAAGAUCAGAACAACUUUGGAAGAGGAAGCUGGGCGAGUUGUCAGCUGGAGUUGCUGGGCUGAAGCAGCUGGACUUGACAUGAAGGAGCUGCAGCAGCGGUUGCGUUUUGGUUGGCAUUGCAGAGAUGAGCUCAUCAGGAGCACUCGCCCAUUAGUUCUAUACUUUGCCAGAAAUUACAGGGGUAUGGGGAUAGCCUUGGAAGAUUUACUUCAGGCUGGAACUGUGGGCGUCUUGCAAGGUGCAGAAAGAUUUGAUCACACAAGGGGGUACAGAUUCUCAACUUAUGUACAGUACUGGAUACGAAAAUCAAUGUCAAAGAUUGUCACUCGGCAUGCUAGAGGGAUUCAAAUUCCUUGCACACUAAGCCAAGCAAUAAACCAGAUACAAAAAGCUCGAAAAGCCCUUAACACCCGCUAUGGGAAAUACGCCGAUGACACUGAAAUUGCCAAGUUCACGGGUCUUUCUUUGGCUAAAAUUGAAUCAGCAAGCAAAUGCCUUAGGGUUGUGGGUUCAAUCGAUCAAAAAGUCGGAGAUAGUCUCAAUGCAAAAUAUUUGGAAUUUAUGUCUGAUACGUCGAUACAGAGACCUGAAGAAGUUGUCAUGAGGCAACACAUGAUAAAAGACAUACAUAAUCUUUUAAGAGGCAUGGAAUCAAGAGAGAGGCAAGUAUUAAUUCUUAGAUAUGGUCUCAAGGAUUAUCAACCCAAAUCACUUGAGGAGAUUGGGAAGCUUUUUCAUGUGAGCAAGGAGUGGGUAAGGAGGUUAGAGAAGAAAGUUAUAACAAGACUUAGGAAUGAAGAAAUCUGCAGAAACUUAAGACAUUAUAUGAAUCCAUAGUUUCAUCCUAGAUUCUCCUGUCAUAUUCAUACCUGGUUUUGAGGUUAAAUCUGGGGAUUUUUGUCAUCUAUCAUUGCAGUCUUCAAGAGAUGGAAAAUACACCACCAACAAAGGUGGUUGCCUUUGUUUUUAGUGGACUUGUCAUUGUCAUUCUUAUGUGCCUUGAAAUGGGGUAAUUUACAUGGACAGUACACCAAUUUAGGUUCUAUAACAGUAAGGCAUAUAGGCUUCAUUCUUACAUCACAUCCAACUUACAGAUAUAUUAUUAUAUUGUUUUUGGUAUAAACUGAGUUUACAUUGUUCAUGGUUCUAUGAUCUCUUGCAUGGGGUCAGGAUUUUGAUUGUACAAUUCUUGUGGAGAUAUACAUAAGCAUUGGAUUGUU
This is a messenger RNA of Manihot esculenta (cassava), 2171 nucleotides long. RefSeq names its product RNA polymerase sigma factor sigC. The transcript has 7 exons. Gene Ontology annotation, molecular function: DNA-binding transcription factor activity. The coding region runs from base 166 to 1788 and encodes 540 amino acids. NCBI's taxonomy places the organism in Eukaryota, Viridiplantae, Streptophyta, Magnoliopsida, Malpighiales, Euphorbiaceae. Gene Ontology annotation, biological process: DNA-templated transcription initiation; regulation of DNA-templated transcription. The record is from RefSeq and is a predicted model, not a curated record.